AGCGGCCCGGGCGGUGGCGGCCCGGGUGGUGGCGGCGGCUCGGGGCGCGAGGCGGCGGCGGCCACGCUCCGGCCGGGUCCCCGCUGCUCCAGGCGGCGCCAUGGACGAGGCCGUGGGCGACCUGAAGCAGGCGCUGCCCUGCGUGGCCGAGGCGCCGACCGUCCACGUGGAGGUGCACCAGCGGAGCGGCAGCACUGCCAAAAAAGAAGAUAUAAAGCUGAGCGUUAGAAAGCUGCUCAACAGACAUAACAUUGUGUUUGGUGACUACACGUGGACCGAGUUUGAUGAUCCUUUUCUGAGCAGAAACGUGCAGUCUGUGUCUAUUGUUGACACAGAGUUGAAGGUUAAAGACCCACAGCCCAUCGACUUGGGUGCCUGCACGAUUUCACUUCACGUCUUCCAGCUGAAUGAGGGCGGCCCCAGCAGUGAGACUCUGGAGGAGGAGACCGAGAACAUAACUGCGGCGAGUCACUGGGUCCUGCCCGCAGCUGAAUUCCAUGGGCUUUGGGACAGCCUGGUAUAUGAUGUGGAAGUCAAAUCUCAUCUCCUCGAUUACGUGAUGACAACCUUGCUGUUUUCAGACAAGAACGUCGACAGCAAUCUCAUCGCCUGGAACCGGGUGGUGCUGCUUCACGGUCCUCCGGGAACUGGAAAAACAUCCCUGUGUAAGGCACUAGCCCAGAAAUUGACCAUCAGACUUUCGAGCAGGUACCGGUACGGCCAAUUAAUUGAAAUAAACAGCCACAGCCUCUUCUCUAAGUGGUUUUCGGAAAGUGGCAAGCUGGUAACGAAGAUGUUCCAGAAGAUUCAGGACUUGAUUGAUGACAGAGAUGCGCUGGUGUUCGUGCUGAUUGAUGAGGUGGAGAGCCUCACGGCCGCCCGCAACGCUUGCAGAGCAGGUACCGAGCCGUCAGAUGCCAUCCGUGUGGUCAACGCUGUCUUAACCCAGAUCGAUCAGAUUAAGAGGCACUGCAACGUGGUGAUUCUGACCACUUCCAACAUCACGGAGAGGAUCGACGUGGCCUUCGUGGACAGGGCUGACAUCAGGCAGUACAUCGGACCGCCCUCUGCAGCAGCCAUCUUCAAAAUCUACCUCUCCUGUCUGGAAGAACUGAUGAAGAGUCUCGUCUGGUGGUGGCGUUUCCCAGAUGGCGGUGUGUCUUGUGGCUCACGUUGAAAGCCGGACACCUGUGCGGGGUAAGUGGCACCGAGCGAGGAAGGCCUUUCUGAUGGGCUUUGUGUUCUUUUGGCCAGAGACAGGCUGCGCUUGCCGGUGGCCUCGGCACCAGGGCUCAGAGGCCGUGUCGCCUCCCCUUCUGGCUCUGGGCGUCCCUGUGUCUGCAGGCGGCCACACGUGCGGGACGGAGCAUCUGGGACCUUUCCUCCAGGGCACAGCGUCCCACACUCAGCCCAGGCCUGCCCUGAUGGGGACCAGUCACCGUGGGGACUGAGCCCUCCUCUCAGGUGGAGGUGUUUGCAUCCUCACCAGGAGAACCUGGUAUGGUUCCUGGAGGCAAAACCGUGAAGAUGUGGAGUCUGUCCUUGCUCAGCCUUCGUCAACUCGUGAAAAUGACCGUCAGGUGUUUCUGCCAGUUUCUGGGUGCCAGUGACCCUCUGUCUCCGUAGACUCAAAGUGGCUGUUUCCCUGUGACCUCAGUCCUCUGGUGUGGACGAGGACAGUGUGAGGACCAUCCUUCUCACGGGGUCCAGGACGCGGGACCCUCCCCCACCACCCCUGUCUGGGGAGAAGCCGGGGUGGUUCUGCCGUUACCUGGGGGCCAGAGACUUUGCUCCCGAAGGACAGGCUGGUCCUACCUUCCGUGCCCGCCCUGUCCUGUGGUGACCCUUCUACCUCCUGUCCCCCUCACGGCUUCCCCUCCAACUGCAGGUGGGGCUGGAGGGCACACGGGUUUUCAGGCACGUCAGGGGCUUGGCCCCCAGGAGACGUGCAGGGACCUGAGGUGUCCUUCCCUCUCCCAAUACCCCCCUGCCCCUGGACCCCACACAUCCUGCAACCCAGGGCCAUAUAGGACAGACGUGGGCUGACUUGGGCAAGGCAGCACCUGACUGUGACAUGGCAAGUCUGGGCCUGGGUGUCCAGCUGGUGGCCGCCAACCGCCGGGCCUGUGGGGCCCCUGAAACCUGCCCUCCGCAGACAUGUGGAAGGACACAGUGCAGGGCAAGGGACGCAGAGCAUCUUGGCAACAACUUUACAUUUCGGUUACAUUUUGGCCAAAAUUAUACUUGGGGUACGUUGGCUUAAAUGGCAUAUUAUUAAAGCUAAUGACAUCUGUUUCUUUUGGGGCUUUUAUUUAUUUUUAUGUUUAUUUUUGAGAGAAAGAGAGGGAGACAGAGCGCCAGCAGGGGAGGGGCAGAGAGAGAGGGAGACACAGAAUGAGAAGCAGGCUCUGGGCUCUGACCUGUCAGCACAGAGCCCAACGUGGGUCUUGAGCUCCUGGACCAUGAGAUCAUGACCUGAGCUGAAGUCGGACGCUCAACCGAGCCACCCAGGCGCUCGUUUUUGUUUUUGUUUUAAUGUGACUAUUAGAAAAUCUAGUUUUAUAUAUGUCUUGUGGUGCAUUCUCUUGGAUGGGCUAGUCCUGACAGAACCAUCUGGGUGAUGAAUCCUUGCGCCUUUGAUUUAUGAAUAAAGUUUUUGAGGAAGAUAAUGCAAAGGACUUUGCUAAUUUUGUGGUCCUGCCUGGAAAGGCUCAUGGUACCAGUUCACUAAAUUAUAAACAUUACAGUCUUGGGUAAGAUGUUGCACAUAGAGACAACCUUGGCCCACAGGUGGACGGACACGCGCACACACGUCCAGGUGCAGGCAGAGAAGCAGAGGGUCCACGCUGCGGAGACACAGUGAGGCCUCCCUGAGAGCCGACCCCGUGGCCAGGGGCCGCCCCCAAGCCCUGCACGCCGCUUGCGGUGGGUGGGGGAGAAGGCCCACGGCCCCACUAGGGCGUCCCCUCCCGAGGCUCUAGGAAGAUGGGCACUGGACAGGCUGUCAGCCCUGGAGGCCCUGAGGGCCGCCCUUGCAGGGCACCCUGUUGGGUGAAGGCUGGCAGGUCCUGGAGAGCAGCGUGCCCGUCUUGCUGGCUCACAGGUUUGUGUUCGUGGCUUCGCACAUGGUGCGGCAGACCCGGGUAUCAAAAAGCAUACUUUUUGGGGCACCUGGGUGGCUCAGCUGGCUAAGCGUCCAACCCUUGAUAUCAGUUCAGGUCACGAUCUCAUGGUUGUGAGAUCGAGCCCCACGUUGGGCUCUGUGCUGACGGCACGGAGCCUGCUUGGGGUUC
Messenger RNA from Acinonyx jubatus (cheetah), 3293 nucleotides. It is a transcript of the gene TRIP13, whose product is annotated as thyroid hormone receptor interactor 13. The transcript is spliced from 11 exons. The record is from RefSeq and is a predicted model, not a curated record. Gene Ontology annotation, biological process: meiotic recombination checkpoint signaling; reciprocal meiotic recombination. The coding region runs from base 101 to 1177 and encodes 358 amino acids. Gene Ontology annotation, cellular component: chromosome; nucleus. Gene Ontology annotation, molecular function: ATP hydrolysis activity; ATP binding. Lineage: Eukaryota; Metazoa; Chordata; Mammalia; Carnivora; Felidae.